GCCUUGCGCGGUGACAACGAACUGCGAUGAUGGGCACGGAGGCUGACGCGGAUGGCCGGUACUUGCCGCUCGGGCUGCCGGCAGUCCCUCCCAGCAACGAUCCGCAGCGACUCCUGGCAUAUGUACUUCAAGUGCUACCGCAAUACACGGCAAUGGAGCUCAGCGCGACGCACUACCGCCUCUACACGCAGCAGCUGCGGACCGAAGUCGACCGAUGGAAGCAGCAGGCGACAAUGACGAUGCAGCGCUUACUGGACGAAGAAGACAAGCGCGUCUUUAUGGAGCGGUACGCUGCCGAGGUUGUGAAGGAGCGCAACGAUGUCUUGCACCACAAGGGCGCCAAGAAGCACAAGGUGUGGCAUAACUGCUGUCGGCAGCACGCGUCGUACGACUUGGACGUGACGCCAUCGAUCGUGUCGCUUCGCGGUGAGAAGCUCACCGAGUGCAGCCUGGAGCUCAAGCAAGCACGCGCUUCGCUACUCGAGAAGGAUCGGCUCCUCGACGCCGCCCACGAGCUCCUCAACACCAAGCAAAUCGACUUUGACGCGUUCGUCAGCGCCGCGCGUAAGGAAAAGGAGCAGCUCGAGCACCAGCUUGCGACGCGUGCGGGGCUUCAAGGCUCGCAGGAGCGCCGCCUCGCCGACGUCGAGCGCCAGCUGUGGGACGAUCAGCAGGCGCUGGCCGAGAAGAACGCUGGUCUGGACCAGCUCCACGACCGCAUCGACGACUUGGAGCAGCAAUGCAGUCGCCUUCAGAACGACGUUGUCACCAAAGCCACUGCGAUCUCGGGCCUCGAAGCUGAGGUGCGCCGUCUCCAGUCGACGCUCCGAGAUACGCAAGAGCAGCUCGUGACGUGGCAGCAGCAGGCGCAAGAAAAGGACAUGGAAAUCGAGUCGCUCCACGGCCAAGUCGAAGCGCUCUCGACGGCCGACUUGCAAUCGCUGCAGGCACGGUAUGCCAAGCAGAUUGAGACGCUUGUCGCGCAGCACGAGGCCCAGAUUCGCGCGUACGAAAUGCAGCUGCGUCCGCCGCCACCCGUACUGGAGCCGGCGCCAGCGCGGUCCAUGUCGCGGAGCUUUGAAGCGCGCAUGACCCUCGAUGAGAUCUCGUCGUCGGCCGAAGACAGUGAUGACAAGCCGCUGUUGAGUCCUUCGUACUUUCAGUCGCACACCUCGAGCCCGUUCCAGACACCGUGCCGGCAAACGCCGCUGCCAGCACACUUUCGACGGCACUCGGAAGGCACGCGGUCGUCGACACCGCCCAACGUUCGUCGACGACUCCUCGAGAACGACUUGUCGAUGCUCUCGUCGUCUUCGGCCGCGUCGUCCAAAGCGUCGCAACACUCUUCGUCGCGCACGCCCGAGCGCCAAGCCAUUGUGAGUCGGCUACAUGCGCUCGUGCAAGAGAGCGAACAGCGGCGAAAGCUCGAAGAGUCCCGGGCUGAGGAAGAUCGCGUCGCCCUCGAAGCGCUCAAGCAGCGAUUACAGGCGCGACAGACUGUGUAAUUGAAAGCAUAAUUCGAAGAUCCCACGUGGCUUGUUCCAUCACCCCA
This is a messenger RNA of Saprolegnia diclina VS20, 1552 nucleotides long. RefSeq lists its product as hypothetical. NCBI's taxonomy places the organism in Eukaryota, Oomycota, Saprolegniomycetes, Saprolegniales, Saprolegniaceae. Bases 27 to 1505 code for a protein of 492 amino acids. The record is from RefSeq and is a predicted model, not a curated record. The transcript has a single exon.